CUUUACGAAGUACUGACUGUACUCGCCUGACUUUAAUUUCCACCAUCCUAUCUCCAUCUCCUCUUUAACUCGGGAUUGCUCCUCUCGUCCGAGAUCUGUUUCGCACUUUUUGAACUACAACAGUACAUAUAUGUCCGGGAGAUUUUUUUUUUUCCAAACGGGAAUAUGUAUGUACAAUCAUGCCUGCCUGCCUCGGUCGCUCGCUUGCUACAGCUGCUUUUUUAACUUCAUCUCGAAUUCACGUCCAUCCAUCCAUCCAUCCAUCCAUCCUCCUAUCCCAAUAUCAUCAUAACCUAUUCCCCCUACAAUCAUCCCCAUACCCACCAUGUCCCUGUCCUCCAUAGCUCGAAACAUCCUCCCUACUCUCCCCCGCCUCACUCGGAGGAUUCAAAGCCAAGCCACCCCUCGAAUACGCCUCUCGGGGAUCAAAACUCACCGAUUUCGCACUGUUCGCUCGACUCGGAGCGUAAGGUUGGGCGAAACUUGAAUUUGGGGCUCGAUAGCGACGUUCUUCGGAGUCGCGGCGGGCGGCUGUUGGGGGGCGGGU
Messenger RNA from Pseudocercospora fijiensis CIRAD86, 547 nucleotides. RefSeq lists its product as uncharacterized. The coding region runs from base 180 to 344 and encodes 54 amino acids. The record is from RefSeq and is a predicted model, not a curated record. The transcript has a single exon. Lineage: Eukaryota; Fungi; Ascomycota; Dothideomycetes; Mycosphaerellales; Mycosphaerellaceae.